This is a messenger RNA of Gossypium raimondii (Peruvian cotton), 1684 nucleotides long. RefSeq names its product autophagy-related protein 18a. Gene Ontology annotation, biological process: autophagy of mitochondrion; protein lipidation; protein localization to phagophore assembly site. The coding region runs from base 225 to 1481 and encodes 418 amino acids. The transcript has 4 exons. Gene Ontology annotation, cellular component: cytosol; phagophore assembly site membrane; extrinsic component of membrane. The record is from RefSeq and is a predicted model, not a curated record. Gene Ontology annotation, molecular function: phosphatidylinositol-3-phosphate binding; phosphatidylinositol-3,5-bisphosphate binding; protein binding. Lineage: Eukaryota; Viridiplantae; Streptophyta; Magnoliopsida; Malvales; Malvaceae.
ACCCAACCCAACCCAACAUAUAUGUAUUUGUAUGUCUAAACUGUUUUCUUUUUUAACUGUUGCCCCCCAAAUAAACCAUAACCACCAAUCCAAAACAAACAACUGUCCUCCUCCUCCGAUUUCCAGCACGACACCAUCGUGAUUUGCUCUCCCCUUUCUCUCUCUACCCAUCUGUUUCCGUCCUCUUCCUCUUAAUCAUCCAUAUUUCGUUACUAAAUCCUUCCAUGGCUACCCUUUCAGCUAGCCCUAGCCCUAACCCUAACCCUAACUUCCGUUCCCCAACAGACCAAACCGACCACGACCCGGAAUCUCUACCUCACAUGGAGCUUCACCCUUCUUCUGACCAGGACCCCACCCCCAACUCUAACCCUAAUUUCCACGCCGUUCUUCCGACUCCACCCGAGGCGAUUGCUCCUGCAGCGGCGGCAGCGCCCUCUCUUCUCCACAUCUCCUUCAACCAGGACCACGGUUGCUUCGCCGCCGGGAUUGAUCAUGGCUUCCGGAUUUACAAUUGCGAUCCAUUCCGCGAGAUAUUUCGCCGGGAUUUCGAUCGCGGGGGCGGUAUUGGAGUCGUUGAGAUGCUUUUCCGGUGCAAUAUUUUGGCUCUUGUUGGCGGUGGACCUGACCCGCAAUACCCACCCAAUAAGGUUAUGAUAUGGGACGACCAUCAGAGCCGAUGCAUCGGCGAACUUUCGUUCCGUUCCGAAGUAAGAUCGGUUCGGCUUCGGAGGGAUCGAAUCGUAGUUGUUUUGGAACAAAAGAUUUUCGUCUACAAUUUCGCGGAUUUGAAGCUGUUGCACCAGAUUGAGACUAUCGUAAAUCCUAAGGGACUCUGCGCGGUUUCUCAGGGGGUUGGGUCCUUGGUUUUGGUUUGCCCUGGAUUGCAAAAGGGGCAAGUUAGGGUGGAGCAUUACGCCUCGAAGAGGACCAAGUUUAUCAUGGCUCAUGAUUCAAGAAUUGUGUGCUUCGCGCUUUCGCAGGACGGGCAGUUGCUUGCUACCGCUAGCUCGAAAGGGACGCUGGUUCGAAUUUUUAAUACUGUUGAUGGUAGCUUGCUGCAAGAGGUAAGAAGGGGGGCAGAUAGAGCUGAAAUUUAUAGUUUGGCGUUCUCUUCAAAUGCCCAGUGGUUAGCAGUUUCAAGUGACAAAGGCACAGUCCAUGUUUUCAGCCUUAAGAUUAAUGGUGGAUCUCCAGGUAUUGACAGGUCACAAAGUGCUUCCGACCCUGUUACAUCACCGCAUUCCUCUCUUUCUUUUAUCAAAGGUGUGUUACCCAAGUACUUCAGUUCAGAGUGGUCAGUGGCUCAAUUCCGCCUGGUUGAAGGUUCUCAGUACAUUGUUGCUUUUGGUCAUCAAAAGAAUACAGUGGUAAUUCUUGGCAUUGAUGGAAGCUUCUACCGAUGCCAAUUUGACCCGGUGAAUGGUGGGGAAAUGACCCAGCUGGAAUAUCACAACUUUCUGAAGCCUGAGGCAGCUUUCUAAUGUGCUGCAUUUAUUUAUAAUAUUUUUCUAUUUAUCGGGCAUAUAAAUAUAUUGUAUAUUUUAAGGUUCUACCACCUUUUCCCCUAAUUUGCCUGAUGUAUUCUUAAUUUGUAAAUAUACAAAGCUAUAUAGAUUUGUAUAGUUUGGAACGGCGUACCCAAAAGAUAUUAUAUAUAUAAAAACCUGUUCAUUUCAUUGUUUAA